Acytostelium subglobosum LB1 is the source of this 312-nucleotide messenger RNA. RefSeq lists its product as hypothetical. The record is from RefSeq and is a predicted model, not a curated record. NCBI's taxonomy places the organism in Eukaryota, Evosea, Eumycetozoa, Acytosteliales, Acytosteliaceae. The transcript has a single exon. The annotation marks the transcript as partial.
GUGAAUCGCUCAAAGAUCUCCUCGAGUAGUGCUGUAUCCUCACGCGACACUGCAUCCGAUUCGUUGGUCAGUGCCACUGUCGUCUCGUCAUCCUCUGCAUCUUCAUCUGCCUCUUCGCCUUCGUCGGCCUCUUCAAUCUCCUCUUCAUUUUCUUCAUCUUCUUCUUCCUCUUCGUCCUCCUCUUCCUCAUCCUCUUCAUCCUCGUCCUCUUCCUCGUCCUCCUCCUCUUCGCUCUCUUCCUCCUCGUCCUCCUCCUCUUCAUCCUCAUCAUCUACAACUGCGCUCUUGUCUGCGCCCUCCUCCUCGUCAUAG